AUGCCAAACCCCAUGGACGACCGUCUACGCGUGGUGGCGGUGAUACACGCUUUGAAAGCAUCUGGAGUUCGCAUUAAAAACUGGAAGAACUUCUUGAAUGGGCCAUACACUAGCGACCCUGUCAGACAGGUAACCAACAAGGCCAAUAUGUUUCCUCAACGGUCAACCUCAAUGCGUCAAUAACGCUUGUUUUCCAGUGUCCGCAACACAGUAUGCUGCCACGGUAGACUUGUUGAUUACGUGAUUGAUUACUGCCAAGGUCACAUUCCUUAAAUAUUCAAAUUUACUAAUCAUAAUUUGCAAACACCAAUGUUGAGGGAUUGAUUGUUUUAGGAAGCCUUUUUAGCACAUCAUUAUGAUCUGUUGUUUAUGGAUGUCUUUCAGGAGAACCAAUCUAAAUUUGCUUUUGGUCGGGACCUGAUAUUGCUGCCACAGUGUGAUUUAACUGAUAUGAGUGGGACAGUGCCAAAGUAUGUACACUUGAGUUGUAUUGUUGCUUUAAAUACAAUCAUAACUGGGAGAUGUGAUAAAAAAAAUCUAAUGUAGCCUAUUCUGAUUACGAUGUACAACUGACAACCCAACGUUUUGGUUGCUAAUGACUUAACUUACAUUUGAGUGAUGUAACUGUUCCAUAGGUUCUUGGUGGAUGCCUGUGGAUUUUUAUCCCACCAUCUUCAAACUGAAGGGCUGUUUCGAAAGACCGGGUCGUUUAGUCGGAUGCGAGCUCUUAGGGUAAGACGGCGCAGGAAUGUCAAUUUUCUUACCUCAAUGGGACUAUCUUUUUUAUGUUGACGCUCUACCUCCUCAUGACAGACUGGCCUGGAGCAGGGAGAGCCAGUCUUUUCUCUGCCACAUUCAGCCACUCUGCAGCCCUGUGAUGUGGCAUCUCUUGUGAAGCAGUUCUUACGGGAGCUGCCCUCGCCCCUCAUCCCUAUGGAUCUACAGGUGCCACUGUGUCGUGCACAGGGCUUAGAAGAAGAGGGGGGGCAGGAGCAGAGGAAUGAUGGAGCUCUUCUUCUCACAGCCCUGUUCCCCCCCUCUCAUUCACGGGCCCUCCGAUACUUCUGCACCUUCCUGAGACAGACAGCUCAAAGGUUUGUCUCCAGAAAUUCAUGAUGACUUCUUCGAUCAUCUGGGCUUAGAGAGGGAGCUCUGUGUGUCUCUGUGCCUACAUUUCUCCACCAUCUCCCAUCCUUUACAUUCACUAGAUGUAAAGAGAACCGUAUGGAAGUGGGCAAUCUGGCUCUUGUGAUUGCACCUAAUCUGCUACAUUGUCCAGCUGGGGGCGCUAAACUGACCGCAGGUACAGAGAGACAACUGCAUAGACAUGCAGCAGUGAUCAAGACACUCAUAAUACAUGCUGAUCGCAUUGGUAAGUUCUGAGAACUAUAUAUUUGUAUAGUAGCUGAUGAUGGCUGUUAGAUUUAAAGUUGAUACUAAUUUCACUCUUCUAUAUGUCCCCAGGUGUUGUCCCCCCUUCUAUUAUGGACAUGGCAACAGUAGCAGAGUCCUCCACACCCCCAGUUGACGGGGAGAGGUUUCCGAAGGCAGGACUUAGUGUGCAUAGACGUUUAGGACAUCAAAGGAGGCGCAGUGUUGGAGGUGAGAGUUUUGCAAUUACUGGAUCAUGAGGUUUAUACUGUGAUAAUAAUUUCAGAAUAAAUACAUUGCUGUCAAUUCAUGAAUUCAAUUCAGAUUAUAAUACUUUUUUGCUUGAUCUCUCCAGAGAUAUUUGUGGAUGCUCUCAGUAAAUUGAAGACAGGCCGCACUCACACUGGCCUUUUACACCCCCCAGACAGUACGUGCAUAAUGUUGUGGUAAUGAUAUGAUUUUGGCUGCUUAAUAACUGGCUGCAAAGUUCAAAUGCUUUUAGUAAAAAGUAAUGCUGAAAUUAUUUAGUUGUCAGUAAUAGCCAAUAAGUGUGUUGCCCCGACUUUAUAACCUUGACUUCAUAGGUCAGCAAAAUACAAAGACCGAUCGCCACACCACACCUGAAUCACCAGUCACAUCCAAACGAAAAUCGACCGAAGAUCCUGUCCCUGAUGUAGAGGGCUCUGCUAAAAAAAGGUACUUAUAUUUAAUGGGCUGUAAAUAAAAUAUUUUGAUGAACCAUGUCUCGGAGAUUCUGUUUUUUAAAUGCUUUAUGGAGCAAAUAUUAUCCUUCUUUCUAUACAGACGCUCUAUCCAUGACCUUAGAGAAGACAACCAAUCCAUGAGCAAACAACACUCCAAUGGUGAUGUAUUUAUAGCCUGUACCACAGUAUAGCUUUUACUUAGUCGAAUAAGAUACGGUAUGACAAGUUCUAUGUUUUGACUGCCCCAGUAGAUUCCGAGUUGGCAGUCGGCCAAAGCCCUACCCGUAGUCACACCUCUGUCCUGAGUGGAGUGGAGGGCAGUAGGGAGCACGAGCUCUCUGUCACUCUCAGUGCCUCAGAGAAGAGGAGGAAUUACAAGAAAGAUCAUGCAACAUCAAACGAGUAAAUCUAAAGCAUCAUAAGCAUUGAUUCUAGUUCUUCUAUUUAACCCUUGUUCUUCUAUUGCCUUGUUUUUGUGUCUGACUGUGUAUCUGUGUUUCCUGAAGGCAUCCGGUGCAGGAGGACAAGGCUCAUCGAAGGACAUCCCUUAGAUUCUUCAACAUGACAAUCUGGAGCAGCCCUGUAAGUCUGGUGCUCUCCAAUCUUCUGUCCUAACACUGGGUCUUCGCAUUGCUCAUGCUUGUCUCUUGACUCUGAGCUCUAUUGUUUGACUUAUCUACUUUCUCUAUGACUUUAUUCACAGGACCCUUCCCCCACAUCCAUUGGGAAUGACAAAGAGAAUUGGAUGAUGGGCAGUAGAAUGGUCACUGAUGGAAUGACUGAAGCAUCCAGCUCUGAGGUUGGACCAUCCAGGAUUCCUGUCAUAAUGACUGAUGGCCCAGGACGAGGUUUGGAUUGUUUUUUUUUCUCAGUUUUUCAGUUACAUCCAUGUAUCUAACUUAAAUACUCAAUGUGAUAUUUUAUCUGUAUUCAGUUCUAGUGGGGAAUGAAGUGGAGGAUGACCCUGAUCUGCUGAACUACAGCUUUGCUGAAAAUCCUGAUCACUUCCUGGAUCUGGCGACAUUGGACUCACCUACCAGGACACAAGCUUGGGAAUCAUGUGAAUGCUCUGGUGUCAAGUUGGAAAAUGAGACAGUAGAGGAAACCGUUAGACAGUAUGAAACAAACCGUGUAUUGAGAGGUUCAGAGCAGGUUGGGAUAAAAGAGGACCCUGAAGACGUGGGUCUAAGGAAGAAGCAGUCAGAAGUGGAUAUAUCUGUUUGUGUCAGUCAGAAGCCCCGUCGCCCUCGUCGCUCCAUCAGUAUGCCAGAGGUGACAUUGGACCAACUGAGGAUUCAAGAUGAUAUUUACAAGAAGGAUAAAAGAGAUGGGAUGACGGAGAAAGAAGAUGGAGUCUCUGAGGACACACUUCAACCGCUGGUGAAGAAAGAGAAGACGUCAGGACUGGGUUUUAAGAGGACGCACCAGCACAUGUCUGUGGCAGAGCGCAUCAGGCGUUUCAACGCUCUGGCAACGCUGCUCCGUACCCCCAGUGUUCCUCCAAGGCCCCCUGAACCUCAGCUCAACGAUGUCCUGCAUGAGAGUCAGCGGGAGGGGGGUCAGCGGAGCGUUGUACGUCUGCGUCGGCAGGGAGCGCGGCGGUUUGGCCGCUCCAUCAGUCAUGAUGGUGUUCCCGGACCUUGGCUAGGACAAGCUUCUAAAAAUCAUCAAGAGGUGCCAGUGGUUGUUCAAAGCCUCAGUGAGCCACUCCUAUGUCCAUCUCCAGAGCCAACUCUUAGUGUUUAUCAAUUUGCCCAAGAGGGACAGUUUGAAAUCCAACAUACUCCAGAUCCUCAACUACAACAGGAAAACCUCUUGCAGACCAUCCAGCAUUUGUGCACUCCUCCAUCACCAAAUCCAAAGCAGAACAAGGAAUCCUGCCAAGGGCAAUUUAAAGAAUCACAAUUGCAUCUCAAGGAAAGACAAUUGGAACCGGUGGAGGAACAACCUAAGGAGUCAGAUCUGCUGGAGAUGCACUUGAAUGUAUGCUGUCCAAAGGAGGAGCAAGGGCAAGACCUUACAGUUCCAAUGCAGUUGGAUAGACCGUCUCAGACAGACACGAUCUUAGAUGUUCCACCUCAGACCAUGGCCCCCCUACAGCAGGAGUCCAAAACAACAGCCGUCAAACUCUCCCUCCCUUUUCCUCCAGCCCCUCCUCUCUCUCAAACAGAAACAUGCUCUCCCAUUCCCAGUACACCCUCUCCUACACCAAUAGACAGAACAUCAUCAACUGACCUCUACACUGCACACUUGGCGGCUAACUGCUCCCCUUCCUCUGUCACGACUUUAGACUUUCUAGAGAUAGACACGGGGGUCAGUGAGAGUGAUGGGUGUUCUCUCCCUGUUGAACUCUCUCCAUCACCAGCCUUGCAGUUCAGGCUCCCAGCCACCAAGAGACGCUACAGAGACUCGCCCCGCUGGCCCAUCAAUGAGAUUAGCAUGGCCACAGGGGGCCCUCUGCAGAUCUGA
This is a messenger RNA of Coregonus sp. 'balchen', 4544 nucleotides long. NCBI's taxonomy places the organism in Eukaryota, Metazoa, Chordata, Actinopteri, Salmoniformes, Salmonidae. The record is from the annotation of a GenBank genome assembly.